This is a messenger RNA of Paramecium octaurelia, 321 nucleotides long. The record is from the annotation of a GenBank genome assembly. Lineage: Eukaryota; Ciliophora; Oligohymenophorea; Peniculida; Parameciidae.
AUGAUUACUUAAUCUCCGAAUUUCAAGUUGAACCCGAUGACACCAUUAAGUGUUCAUCACAAAUUAGCUUUAAUUGAAGAUGAACCUGAUGACCUUGAAUUAGAAUAGGGAUAUUCAAAAAUAUAAUUCAACGAAAGACUGAUUGUUUGUAUGUACAAACCACAUCAAAUUGUUACCAACAUCCAAAAAACACUUUUGAAAUUGAAAGGAUAAUCAAAUAUUGGGUGGGUUAAUCCAAUUUUAAAAGAUGAAAAAGUAAGAUCAAGCUCAAUCCUAAAAUGCUCCUAAUCACCAAUAAGAAUUUGCUCUGUAUCCUAAUGA